AUGGCCUUCCGCGUCCCAACCCAACUGCCUCGUCGCAGGACUUCCUACUCGACUCCCCAACCUCCUCCAACCCUCGAGAUCCCUUCUACCUCUGCGGAACAGCCCGACGACGAUACAGCCCAAUGGGUGCUGUUCUCCCCGACCGCUCGAACCCACACGACCUCGACAGAGCACACGCGCACUGCGGGGGGCUCACGCCUGAGCGAUUUUGGCUCCUUCGACACGGCCACACGCUCGGCACGUGGAAACGACGAGCCAGAAAAUGCCCUGGACGAACCACUCGACGAGGAUGGUACCGAACUCGACAGCCUGGACGAUGGUCUGCCGGCCUUUCGGGGCCCCCCUUCGCUGCCCCCGUCUUACCCCACCCGAUUUGACCAAGGGCCACCUGCGAUGCUUCCAGCCCACGAUGGGCUGGGCAGUUUCCAGGCAUCCAGCCAGCAGGUCCAGGACCAGCUGUGGCAGCAUGAGAUGCACAAUCCCCAACGAAGGUCACAUGACCAACUACAUCAUCGCCGUCAUUCCAGCGUGCAACGACAUCUGGACACCGUCGACGAGGGCGAGACCGAUGUCGAGCGGCAGCGAUGGCAGCGGAUUGAGCAAUGGCGCAUGGAUCAGAGCCGGGCUUUGAUGCAGGAGAUCGAACGCCAGACCCAUCGUCGGCAGAAUAGCCGGACCAGUCGGUCGAGUAUGCGUUCGCAAGGCAGUGUUUCUGAAUCACCCUCAGCAGUGGCUGCCUCUCCAGGACUUGAGGCUGAAAUUGAUGAGUCGUUCUGGCGGCGCAUUACCCGGAAAGUCAUUCGUGAUCUUAUCGGGAUUGACGAUGCUCUUCUUUCUGUCAUCUUUGGUGAAUCAUUGCCUGAGGAAGAGCAGACUCAUGGUGGUCGCACCCCGGUGCAGAGUCGGCAGGAAGCGCUGGAUAUGGAGACGGUGCUCGCUCGUGAAACGGGCCCCGAACACGAGGAUCCGCCACUGUGGCAGACGCGUGUGCUUCAACGCAUUGCUCACGAGCUGGGUGUGCUGGUACACCAGCUCUGCGAUCAUCCAGGUGCAUUUACAACAUACCUGAACAUGACGAGGGACAUCCGCGCCGAAUACGCUGGCAUGCCUCUCAAUCGCUUGGCAGAUAGCACCACCUGCCAGACGGCAAGUGAAUCCAUUCCUCCCACUUCAACCAACACCGCUGCCGGCGACUCCAUGCCCUCCCCACACUUCAUGCCCACGCUCCGUGACCCGAACCGCGAACACGCCGCCGAGUGGGGCAUUGAAGAUGACGACCCCACAACGAACGACCCACUCUCCGAGUCCACGCGCGUGCACCAGGAACAAGAGUAUUGGGAGCGUGGUCUCGAUGUCAUGAUGGUCUUCCGAUACCUUCGCAACCGCUUCAGCCGGCGUGGCUACAUGACCGACACGCAUUCAUCCUCCCAAGCCCGUCACCCUUCGUUACAAGACGCGUCCCGCCGCGCUGCUAUCAUCCGCCAACAUCAUCCACUCGUCGCUCGCGCACACACUCGGUCCCAGACGCAAACCCGUCGCACUCAUCUAUCCAGUGCCGUCGGUGUUUCAUCACCUCUACUGCGGCCACAUCUCCGCCGACCCAGUUCCAGCUGCGCCAGCCAGAGCAAGCUAUCGGCCAUCUCCAGCCGACGGACCUUGACUGGAUCCAGCCGCAAUUACUGGGACAUCGGUGGCAGUGUUGAUAGCAGCAGUGCCAUUGGUGUCGGCGCAGGCCUGGGAGCGUGGGGCGAGGCCUAG
Messenger RNA from Penicillium riverlandense, 1758 nucleotides. RefSeq lists its product as uncharacterized. The record is from RefSeq and is a predicted model, not a curated record. The coding region runs from base 1 to 1758 and encodes 585 amino acids. The transcript has a single exon. NCBI's taxonomy places the organism in Eukaryota, Fungi, Ascomycota, Eurotiomycetes, Eurotiales, Aspergillaceae.